GGUCAUUUGAUGAUUCUUCUACGUGGUAGACCAAAUAUCAACUAACAAAGCAGAGUUCAAGGAGAGAGGUUGCUUUUUAUUGUUUUAUCUUUAUAAGCGUUCGUUUCUUGACCAAAAAAUUGGGAUCGUGAUGGUUCCUAAGAUCUUUCAGUCUAGUCGCCAGAAGGCAUUUAAAAAGAGUGAAACCAGUGAAUUACAAAAGGGAUUAGUAUCUCAAUAUGCUAGUGAACGAAUUGAUGCUGUCAAGAGGACAAUAGCAGCUAUGACAGUCGGUAAAGAUGUGUCAAAUUUAUUUCCGGACGUGUUGAAGAAUUUAGCAACCCGAGACGUAACCUUGAAGAAAUUGGUGUAUUUGUACUUGAUAAAUUAUGCAAAGACGCAUCCUGAUUUAUGUAUUCUUGCCGUGAAUACUUUCGUGAAAGACUCAGAAGAAUAUAACCCUACUGUUCGGGCUUUGGCAAUUCGAACCAUGGGUUGUAUACGAGUAACCAAGAUAAUUGACUACUUAGCAGACCCUUUAAGGAAAGCUUUAAAAGAUGACCAUCCAUAUGUCCGUAAAACUGCUGCUGUAUGCGUCGUGAAAAUGUUCGAAUUAGACUCUCAAUAUUGUUCUUCCAAUGGUUUUAUAUCCCAGCUUCAGACAUUAGUUACGGAUCCUAAUCCAGCUGUCGUCACCAAUGCAGUCAGGUCUCUUGCAGAAAUUCAUGAUUGUGAGCCCGAAAAGGGAUAUUUCAAUUUGGUGUAUACAAUGACUGAUAGGUUGAUGGUAGCGUUGAGUGAAUGUAAUGAAUGGGGAAGAAUUACUAUUCUUUCCGCACUUUCCCGAUUCCGUACCACGGAUGUUAAAGAAGCGGAAUUUAUUUGUGAACGUGUUAUUCCUCAAUUUCAACAUGCCAACAGUGGUGUGGUGUUGGCUGCCGUAAAGGUAAUUAUGAUUCAUAUUUCGUUAUUUUCCGAGGAUUUUAAAAACCUUUUAUACAAGAAAAUGGCACCUCCUCUCCUUACACUUUUAUCCGCCGACCCAGAAAUCCAGUAUGUUGCAUUGCGGAAUAUCAACUUAAUCCUUCAAAAACAACCAAAUGUUUUUGAAAAAGGCACGCGUGUAUUUUUUUGCAAAUAUAAUGAUCCCCUUUAUAUCAAACUUGAAAAAUUGAAAAUUAUCACAAUGCUUGCGUGUGAGGAAAAUAUAAAUGAGACACUUUCUGAACUUCGUACUUAUGUCUCAGAAGUAGACUUAGAAUUUGUCAAACAGACAAUUAAAGCGUUGGGAGACGUUGCUCUUAAGGUUCCUAGCAUUAUUAAUGACUGUAUUGCUGUGUUUUUAGAGAUUUUUGAGGUUAAUAUUAGCUACAUGGUCCAAGAAGUUAUGGUUGUUAUGGAGACCAUUUUACGGCAGUAUCCUAAAAAGGUACAACUUUUAAUUCCUUAUCUUGAAAAAGUGCUAGAGGAACUUGGAGAUCCUCGGGCUCGUGCCAGUAUGGGUUGGAUAUUGGGUGAAUUCUGCAACUCUAUCCGCAACUCUACUCAGCUGCUAUAUGAAAUGGUGUCUACUAUCUCUCAGGAAGAUUUACAGGUACAGCUUGCUUUGUUAACAGCCACUGUCAAGUUGAAUCUUAUCAUGCGCAGCACUGAGUCUGAAGCACUUUUGAAAAAAAUAUCAUCUUACGCCAAAAAUGUAUCUAGCAAUCAAGACUUACGGGAUCGAGCUUUCAUGUAUGAACGAUUAAUGACUUCCCAAAAUGCAGAUACGGCCGCUUCUAUCGUUUGCUCGCAAAAGCCCACUGUCGAACAUGAUACCAAGUUACCCAAGUUACUUUUAGAGACUUUACUUUCAGAAAUGACUACCCUUGCAUCUGUUUAUCAUAAACUACCAGAGUCAUUUAUUGGUCAAGGAAAAUUUGGAGCUGAUGCGCUUCAACAACGUGCUGUUGAAGAGCUGAACGUUGAUGAGGAAAACAAUCAAACGGCUAUUGAAAAGGGAGCAAAUGUGGAGAAUUUACUAGAUCUUGAUUUUGGAGGUCAAGAUACUGCUACUCCUACUGAAUCUACGGCAUCUCCUUCUUUUUCUAAUAAUGCUUUGGAUUUAAUGAUGUCUGUCGAGUCUUCCACACCGAGCAAUCAACCUGCGGCGGGUCAUUCACGAUCUGCAACAGAAGACCUGCUUGGCUUAUAAAAGUAUUUAUUAGAGGACUUGAUCAAAUAAGCAUGUCUAUACCGCAUACCAAAAUAUCACAUAGUAAAUGAAUUAUUAUUCUUAUGCACUUAGAAUUAUUGUACUAGAAAUCGGUAGUUUUAUGAACUGCCAAAUACGAUGAAUAAACAAAUCGUAUGCUUUUUUGACGCAGGAUAUUCUUGUGUUACUCAAAA
Messenger RNA from Schizosaccharomyces octosporus yFS286, 2367 nucleotides. RefSeq names its product AP-1 adaptor complex subunit beta subunit Apl2. The record is from RefSeq and is a predicted model, not a curated record. Gene Ontology annotation, biological process: intracellular protein transport; vesicle-mediated transport. The transcript has a single exon. Gene Ontology annotation, molecular function: clathrin binding. The coding region runs from base 131 to 2173 and encodes 680 amino acids. Gene Ontology annotation, cellular component: membrane coat. Lineage: Eukaryota; Fungi; Ascomycota; Schizosaccharomycetes; Schizosaccharomycetales; Schizosaccharomycetaceae.